This is a messenger RNA of Fusarium redolens, 670 nucleotides long. RefSeq lists its product as uncharacterized. The transcript has a single exon. The record is from RefSeq and is a predicted model, not a curated record. NCBI's taxonomy places the organism in Eukaryota, Fungi, Ascomycota, Sordariomycetes, Hypocreales, Nectriaceae. Bases 457 to 633 code for a protein of 58 amino acids.
CACAGUUCCGUAAAGGUAAUUACAGUGAAUAGUUUUGGCUGAAAUUGUUGCCCGCUUGGCAAUCCCUCAAAUGUUUCCUCCGCAAUUGCUGAGAUAUCUAACUGCGACGGUUCAGCGCCCAAUCUUGGACCCAACCAAAAGACAAAACAAAGGAGGCCUGAACAAAGACCGGCAUAGGUAAGCCACGUCUCGCGGAUGCCGCAUGAGCCACUUCUCCCUGCCGAUCCUCAAGGGAGAACAGAUGAUAUUGAGACUGCUGGUGGCUUUGCGUGUCCCUGAAUCUCAACACCAAACCGCAAAAUAGAAUUGUCUCGACCACGGUCCUCAACUCAUGCCAGAUUCGCGAUUGACGGCCUUUUGGAAGUGAGCCUAGUGCUUUGGUCGGUACGCUACUGGCUGUGAUCCUACUCACCCAUGUCCCAGCAAAGUGGCUGACUUAUCGUUCAAGGUGCAUCAAUGGUCUGUCUUCAAUAUUUCGUCUUCAACCUACGACUAGAAGCAAGGCAAAUGUCACCACGCCAACAAAACUUUGAGCUCUGUUCUCUGAGCUCAUAUUUCCUCAUCAUUUCCCUACCUUUAAUAUGCAGGUUUCAAUUCUCCCUCACAUUUGACCUUGAAAAUGCCAAAAUGUGACGUAGGACCUUAGCUUCAGCAGUGGAGAAGGACGAGC